AUCUAACCACAGUAGUCAAUACGGAGCUCGCCUACUGCUAAGCGAAACCGUCCUUGUGUUUGGUGAUACGCGGUGUCGUCCGCUACCAAAAAAUCAACAGAACCCUACCUCGUUGUCAACACACAACAGCUCCGCGUCUACGAUGACUCCGCCGGCGACUGCGUUCGCAGCUGGUUCAACUGAGCCAUCCCGUGCUGCGGGGCAGCUCCGGAUCUACUCGAUGCGUUUCUGCCCAUUUGCCUCGCGUUCACUCCUCGUUCUCCUCGCGAAAGAAAUUCCCCACGAGGUGGUUAAUAUCAAUCUGGCAUCAAAACCGGAGUGGUAUCUUGGCAAGUCACCAUCAGGAAAGGUCCCUCUUCUUGAAAACGACGGAGUUCUCCUACCGGAGUCCAUGGUUAUUUCAGAGUACUUGGAUGAGACAUGCAGUGGUCGCAAGCUCCUUCCUCAAGACCCGUACAAAAAAGCUCUAGACAAAGUCUUUCUCGAGUCGUUUGUUUUCUCCCCCAUUUUCAAGGUGUAUUUUAAUAAAGAGCAGUAUGCUGAAGGAUUUGACGCAUUCUGGUCGAAUGCAGCAGUCGUCGAAGACGAACUUAAGAAAAGGGGCAUGAAAUUUCUUGGAGGUAAUGAUAAGCCAGGAUUUACAGAUCUCAUGAUCUGGCCGUUCUUCCAGAUCGCAAUUGGACUGACUACCCUCUACGCAGAUCUGAAAAUUCCUAGGGAAAAGUAUCCUCUCAUUGCAUCCUGGAUAGAUUCAAUGUCGUCUACCCCCGAAGUGAUGAAACUCGUGAACCAGGAUCAUCUCGCUGAGUACAUGAGACUGAAAAUUGCGGGAAACGCCAAUUACGAUCUUGGUCUUUAACACUGCUACACUACCAAGAAACAUACACUCGGAUACGUCUUAUCUUCGUCUACUUUCGUGCAUUCUAACUACUUUCUUACAUAUGCGUAUAAUCAAGAAAAAAGAAUAAAACUUUCGACUCUAUAUCGUAAUCUA
Molecule: messenger RNA, 994 nt
Organism: Varroa destructor (honeybee mite)
Lineage: Eukaryota; Metazoa; Arthropoda; Arachnida; Mesostigmata; Varroidae
Product: pyrimidodiazepine synthase-like
Biological process (GO): glutathione metabolic process
Cellular component (GO): cytoplasm
Molecular function (GO): glutathione dehydrogenase (ascorbate) activity; glutathione transferase activity
Source: RefSeq, a predicted model, not a curated record